AUGAAUCAAGAACUGACUUUUCGUAUCGCCAGGUCGAGUGACUUCGGCGAAAUUCUGAAAUUGUCAGAGGGAAUCUAUGAUGGACACGACUAUCUGCCAUUAAGAUACCAAGCAUGGAUGAAUAUGGACAAGUUGGACGUUAUGCUCGCUUAUAUUGGUGAGAAGCUUGCAGGUUUGGUUGCGUGUUCCGUCGUCGAUGAAGGAAGAACAGCGAUUCGUCGAGCAGGCCGUACUUUCGCGGAAUUUCGCGGACAGGGUGUUUAUACCCAGCUAUCAAAAGCAAUGAAUGAGUUCAUACAAAGACGCUAUCCGAGCGUUUAUCGAGAACGAUUCACAACUGGGAAAAGCUAUUCCUCGCAAACAAAACUUCUUCAGUUGGAUAUUUUGAGCUCGUAUUGUAACAAGAACGCUUUGCACUUACAUCCCUUUUCCACAACCAUCCAGAUUGAGGCUUGUACUAAAGAGUACCUUUGCGAUGUUAUCUUUUCUCGCCCUGUAGCACAUAAAUUGUUUCCAAACAAUUUACUAGUAAUCGAGCAUUUCCCUAUAGAGCCUCUAAGAUCAAAUAUCGAUUACCUGCAGCAAGAGAUCGAUUUGUAUUUCGCCGUCGAGAAAUGCAGCGAUAAUGAUUUUCCAAGAUCAGUCAGCUUCGGAGUAUUGUCGCCAAGAGUAAAAUUUGUGCACUGGUCGGUGAAUGUUUACACCAGUGAUCCAGUUCUGUACGAAGCACAUCUUCUGCAUCAAUUUCAGCGAGCCCACGAAGUCAUAAAAGGAGAUUUCAGUUUCGACACGUUUCAAGACAGAAGUUUGACAAACCGGGGAAAAAGAGUGUUACAAGAACAAUUACAACAACAGUUAGAUGAAGAGACGCCGAAAACGUCAGCGAAGCUAUAUGAAAAGAAGUUUUCACGGCCUUAG
Messenger RNA from Orbicella faveolata, 918 nucleotides. Its product is annotated as histidine N-acetyltransferase-like. NCBI's taxonomy places the organism in Eukaryota, Metazoa, Cnidaria, Anthozoa, Scleractinia, Merulinidae. The record is from RefSeq and is a predicted model, not a curated record.